Lodderomyces theae is the source of this 432-nucleotide messenger RNA. It is a transcript of the gene RIB4, whose product is annotated as lumazine synthase. The coding region runs from base 1 to 432 and encodes 143 amino acids. The transcript is spliced from 2 exons. Gene Ontology annotation, cellular component: mitochondrial intermembrane space; riboflavin synthase complex; intracellular anatomical structure. NCBI's taxonomy places the organism in Eukaryota, Fungi, Ascomycota, Pichiomycetes, Serinales, Debaryomycetaceae. Gene Ontology annotation, biological process: riboflavin biosynthetic process. The record is from RefSeq and is a predicted model, not a curated record. Gene Ontology annotation, molecular function: 6,7-dimethyl-8-ribityllumazine synthase activity.
AUGGCUGUCAAAGGAUUAGGAGAAUUAGAUAGACAAUACGAUGUUGAAGGAGCAGUGAAACGAUUGAAAGAGUUGGGAGUCAAGCAAGAAAACAUAAUCGUUGAAACAGUACCUGGAUCGUUUGAAUUACCAUUCGGCUCAAAACUAUUCUAUGAACAACAAAAGCGGAAAGGUACGCCAUUGGAUGCAAUCAUCCCCAUUGGUGUUUUGAUCAAAGGAUCAACUAUGCAUUUCGAAUAUAUUUGUGAUUCGACCACAAAUCAAUUGAUGAAGUUGAAUUUCGAAUUGGGUGUUCCGGUAAUCUUUGGUGUUUUGACUUGUUUGACUGAAGAACAAGCUGAGGCUAGAGCUGGGUUGAUUCCUGGCAAGAUGCACAAUCACGGUGAGGAUUGGGGUGCCGCUGCUGUUGAAAUGGCUACAAAAUUUAACUAA